AUCAAAAUGUUUUUGUUCUAAGUGCUGGCUUCUUCACCCAGCCAACAUAUACUAUGCACAAGACUGCUGUUUUUGUAGUAUCCCCAAUUAAAGAUAACAUUCUGUGAAUUGUGUGCUUUAGCACUACAGUAGGCCUUCCCCUGACCUCAAUAUAUCAGCUGUCUAAACUCCUUCCUGUUUCAUAUGAGUCUUUAGUCUACAUGCCUGCUUGUCACAAUCUCUUCACUUUGUACAGUAUAGAAGGAUUUGGUUUCAAGUUGAUGCUGUGCAAGUACAGAAAAGGCUUUCCUAUUCACAAUGGCUUGUUCACUGAGCUCCACGUAUUCAUUAGAUCCUUCUACAGUGAAGUACCUAGAGAUGGGCCAUUUAAUGCGUGUUUACAAGUACCCAGAGACGGGCCAUUUAAUGAGUGUUUACAAGCCAAAGAAAGUGCUAAGGACUGUAAUGACUGUCAAGGUGAUCAUGGAGACCAGAUGGAUUGUAUGGCUAUCUAAAGCAAACAAGUUUGAAGGAGUGGUGGAUAUCAGAGAAAUUCAAGAAAUCCGACGGGGGAAGAAUUCAAAGGACUUUAACUGUUUAAAACAAGAGCUGUCUGUGGCAGAUGGGAAUUGCUUCACGAUAUUGUAUGGAUCUGAGUUUGUUCUCAAGACCUUAAGCCUUUCAGUUGAUACAAAGGAGACUGCAGAAAAGUGGAUAACUGCUUUGGAAAAACUGAAGGAGGAGACUUUGAGGGAACCUACACCUCAAAUUGUAAAAAGAUGGCUGAAAAAACAGAUGUAUUCAAUAGACACUUACAGUACCAGCAUCACCUUGAAGGAGUUUAAAGCCAUUCUGACUGAAGCAAACUUUAAAGUGCCCAGUAUGAAGUUUCUAAAGGAUUUGGAAGCAUCCAAGUGUCUAAAUCUUGAGACGCUGCACAAUGCAUACAACAAGCUGAUGUACGAGAGCCAGAAACAAAUUCUUGAAGAAAAGGACUUUUUACUUUAUAGAAGAAAAUCGCCUGGAUUUUCAGUUGUAGAUCUUGAACAUUUUCAGAAAUUUCUCCUCUGUGAACAAAAGGAUGACAGUGCUGCAGACUUGCAGUGGGUGAAGGAGUUGAUGCAAAUGUUUAUUGAUGGUAACAGCAAGGAGAAAAGAAAAGAUCCUGAAUUCACUGACACCCAGUUCCUCAAUUAUCUGUUCUCAAAAGAAAACUCCAUCUGGGACACAAAGGUCACUGAGUAUCGGGAAGAAGACAUGUGUUAUCCUCUUUGUGAUUAUUGGAUUAACUCUUCCCAUAACACGUACCUGACUGGAAAUCAGAUAAGCAGUAAUUCCUCUGCAGAAGCCUACAUUAGGUGUCUCAGAAUGGGAUGCAGGUGCAUUGAGCUGGAUUGUUAUGAUGGCGACUUGAAGCCCAACAUCACUCAUGGGAAAACGUUCACAUCCAAAAUAACAUUUGAUGAGGUAGUAGAAGCAAUCAAUGAUCAUGCAUUUGAAGUCUCAGAAUUUCCUGUGAUUCUGUCCAUAGAAGAGCAUUGUUCUACAGAACAGCAGGGGUACAUGGCUAAAAGGUUCAAAGAAGUGUUUAAGGAUAAAUUAUUAACUGAACAAGCUGAAGUAUUUGAGACCCAACUGCCAUCACCGAUGCAACUGAAACGGAAGAUCAUUAUAAAGCACAAGACAAAUGGACUGAAACAAACAACAAGGAAAGAAGGACAUCUACAAAUUUGGGACCCACUGGAUGAGAAAUGGCACUGUCAUUUCUGCCUGAAUACAGAUGACAAGUUUUAUUACUCUCAAGAAAUCGAGGAGGACAGUGCUGAGGAGCUGGAAUCAGCGGAGAUGCACCUCUCAGAGAUUUGGUUUCAUGGGAAGAUGGAGAACAGACAGGCUGCUGAGCGAUGUCUUCAGCAGUACUGUGCAGAAACGGGUGGAAUGGAGGGGACCUUCUUAGUUCGCGAGAGCAACACUUUCGCGCAGGAUUACAUAAUAGUCUUUUGGAAAUCAGGGAAAUGUAAUCAAAUCAGAAUUAGAUCCAACGAGGUUGGCGGCACUAAGAACUACUUUCUGACUGAUAGUCAUCGCUUCGGAAGCCUGCACAGUUUAAUACAACACUACAAGAAGCGUCCAUUGAAAUUUAAGCAGUACUUGACUGAUGCUGUGCCCAACCUGAACCUCCAUGAGUACCAAAGAUGGUUCUACAGCAGCCUGUGUCGAGAGGAAGCAGAAGAAAAGCUGUUCAAGGUACCGAGGGAUGGAGCUUUCCUGAUCCGAGGGAGAGAAGAGCCGGGUUCGUUCGCCAUUACUUUCAAGGCUGAAGGGAAAGUGAAGCACUGUAAGAUACAGAGGGAAGGCAGGAUUUAUAUUAUAGGAACAUCUGCCGAGUUUGAGAGCCUGGUGGAGCUUGUUAAUUAUUAUAGAAAGACCCCACUCUACCGGAAAAUGAGACUGCGCUACCCUGUCACUGAGGAGCUUCUGCAGCGCUGCAGCACGGUUUCAACUUUUGUUGACGUCUAUGGUACUAAGUAUGUGGAUCCCUCCGAAAUAGAAGCUUCAGUGAUCUCGGUGAAGGCAGUGUAUGACUAUCAGAAAAGCCAACCAGAUGAGUUAAGUUUUGCGAGAGGAGCCAUUAUCCACAAUGUAACCAAGGAAAGCCAACAAUGGUGGAGAGGAGACUAUGAAGGGAAAGUCCAGCAUUUUUUCCCAUCCAACUAUGUGGAGGAAAUCACUAAGGAGGAGCUGAGGAAACUGGAGGUGUUGAAGAAUAAUCCUCUCAAAGGGAUGUGCAAAGGCGUGGUGGACCUUUCCAAAUGCAGUUUUUCAAUUCUACCAGGAAUGAAAAAUGGCAAGGAAUUUGUAUUCAUGCUGCAGCAGGACGACGCCCCAUCUUUUGAAAUAGCUGCAUCCUCACUGGAUUAUCUUUAUGAAUGGGAAAGCAUUGUGAACAAAUGGGCAGUGAGUUCACACUCCAGAAUACUCAACACAAGGUUAUCUGAAAGGGAUAAAAGGAAGAAGGAUAAAAUUGUUCACGAUGAUAUGCUUGCACUUGUCAUCUACUGCAAAUCCAAAAGUGGCGAAAAAAAAAAAUUUGAUCAACAUUAUGAAUUCACGGAAGUGCGUUCCUUUGAUGAAGAAUUGGCUCCUAUCGAUGAAGAAAAAUUUGUUGAGUAUAACAGCAAGGCACUCAGCAGAAUCUACCCUUCACGUGAAAGGAUGGACUCCUCGAACUACAACCCAUUGCCUUACUGGCUGUGUGGAUGUCAGUUGGUGGCCCUCAACUUUCAAACUCCAGACAAAUCAAUGCAUGUAAAUAAGGCAUUGUUUGAUCUGAAUGGAAAGUGUGGCUUCCUGCUGCAGCCUAAAUGGUUAAAAAGUCCAUUGAGUAAGCCUUUCAUAGACAAAACUGUAGAGCAAACCAUUGAAAUACGGGUUCUUGGUGCUCGUCAUCUUCCCAAACCCAGUAGGAACAUUGUCAGCCCCUUUGUUGAAGUGCAAGUCUACGGAGUACAUGAGAACAACACACUUAAAACAAUGGUUGUAUCUGACAAUGGACUCAACCCAGUGUGGCUAGACACACCACAGGCAGUCAAGUUUAAUAUCUACGUGCCUGAAUUGGCUUUCCUCCACUUCUGUGUGUGUGUAGAAGAUAUGUUCAGUGACCCUCACUUUCUGGCUCAGGCCACUCUUCCUGUCAAAGGAAUCAGGAGUGGUUACAGAUCAGUUCCCUUGAAAAAUGGAUACAGUGAAGAUAUUGAGUUGGCUUCCCUCCUGGUCCACGUCUCUGUGAAUGAAAGUGGAGCAGGAAACUGAUUGAUCUGCACACAGGAAACAAAUUACAGUAUCUCAAAUUCUUUUUUUUUUUUUUUGAGGCGCUACAACAAAGCAUUUUGCUAUUGUGUUCUGGUCUGCUGUGUAAAUGUACAGCAAGACCUCCGACUGCAUGCUUUCACUGUUUCAAUCAGGGAUAAUAGAUAGAUACCUUGGAGUCACCCUGGACCCCUGCCUCUCUUAUUCCCAGCACAUCUCCACUCUGGCACGCACUUGCCGAUUCUUCCUGAGCAACAUCCGAAGAAUCCGACCCUUCCUCACCAACUAUGCUACCCAGCUCCUGGUCCAGGCCCUGGUACUCUCCCGCCUAGACUACUGCAACUCCCUCCUGGCUGGCCUCCCUGCGUCCGCCACCCGUCCGCUCCAGCUCAUCCAGAACUCUGCUGCCCGCCUGGUGUUCUCUCUGCCUCGCUUCGCCCACGCUACUCCACUACUCCGCUCGCUCCACUGGCUCCCGAUCACCGCUCGCAUCCAGUUCAAGACUCUUGUACUAGCCUACAGAUGCCUUGACCAGACUGCACCCAGCUACCUCCAGACCCUCAUCUCUCCCUACACCCCCACUCGACCUCUCCGCUCCGCCUGCACUAGAAGACUGGCUCUACCUCCGCUACGCUCCCCUGCCUCCAGAGCCCGCUCCUUCUCCACCCUUGCUCCGCAGUGGUGGAAUGACCUUCCUACAGAUGUCAGGACUGCCCAGUCCCUGACCACCUUCCGGCGCCUCCUUAAGACUCACCUUUUCAAACAGCACCUGUAGAACUCCUCUGUUGUAUCCUGGGACACUAUCACCCUUCAUUUAAAUAUGCUUUAUUUUGCUCUUAUCUGCCCCCUAUUUUACUGCAUUUAAUCCUGUACUUCAGAAUAUUGUAAUCUGCCAAGUGUUUAACCUGUAGUAUUUUGUACUUAAUCAUAUCCUGAUGUAACUAUCACUAUUUAAUCAUAUCCUGAUGUAACUUCACUAUUAUCUGCUGUAUUAUUGAAUUGUGGUUUGUCACACUUGAACAAAAGUUAUUGUAUUUCUUGCUCUUAUUGUAUUACUUGUAUUGUAACACUUGAAAUGUAUUUGCUUACGAUUGUAAGUCGCCCUGGAUAAGGGCGUCUGCUAAGAAAUAAAUAAUAAUAAUAAUAAUAGAUAGAUAGAUAAAUAGAUAGAUAGAUAGAUAUAAAGUGCCCUCCGAAAGUAUUGGGACAGCAAGGUCUAACCUGUUAUUUUUGCUUUACAGUCAAGCAAUUUGUAUUGGUGAUCAUGAGAGUAAUAUGAAUAAUAAGUACAAUAAUGUUUUAUUUUUGGGUAAUUCCAUGAAUACAUUUUAUCUUAUUAGAACAAAAACAUACUUUGUGUUCAACCCACUUAUUUGAAUACAUAAGUAUUGGGACACAUUCACUUUAAGUAACUUUCAGGGUGUAAAAGUCAGUAUUUGGUUGCAUAUCCUUUUGAGGCAAUAACUGCAUGAAGUCUGCGACCCAUUGAGCUCACCAAACUCUUUGUGUAAUUAUUUGAGAUGCUUUGCCAAGCCUUUGCUGCAGCCAUUUUGAGUUCUUGUCUAUUCUUGGUGUGUUCUGACUUUUUUCUUCAGCAUGUAAAAUGCAUGCUCAAUUGGAUUCAAAUCUGGAGAUUGACUUGGCCAGUCCAAGAUUUUCCACUUAUUUCUCCUUAUGAACUCCUUGGUUGCAUUGGCUGUAUGUUUUGGGUCAUUGUCAUGCUGCAUGGUGAAGCGCCGCCCAAUAAGUAUGCAAGCAUUUUCUUCUACAUAAGCAGACAAAAAGUUUCUCUAAACUUAAUAAUUAAUUCUGCUGCUGCCAUCAUUAGUUAGAUCAUCAAUAAAGAUGAGUGAGCCAGUUCCAGAGGCAGCCAUGCAUGCCCAGGCCAUGACAUUACCUCCACCAUGCUUCACAGGUGAGGUGGUGUUCUUUGGAGCAUCUGCAGUUCCUUUCUUUCUCCACACUUUAACCUUUCCAUCAAUUUGGUAAAGGUUUAUCUUUGUCUCAUCUGUCCAUAAAACUUUGUUCCAAAACUCUCCUGGCUCAUUUUUGUACUUCGGAGCAAAUUCUAAACUGGCUUUUCUGUUCUUGGUGCUGAUUGAGUGGUUUACAUCUUGCGGUGUAACCUUUGUACUUCUGCUGUGUCAGUCUUCUGCGAACUGUGGAUUUGAUACCUUCACCCCUGCACUCUGGAGGUUGUUGGUGAUUUCAUUGACAGUUGUGUUAGGGUUUUCAUUGGCAGCUGAUAAUUUUUCUGUCAUCAACUGCAGAUGUUGUUCUUGGCCGACCGGGUCUUGGCUGAUUGGUAAUUAUACCUGUGGUUUCUUUCUUCUUCAGUAUAUUCCAAAUUGUUGAUUUUGGUAUGCCCAAUUUCUGUGUUAUGGUUAUGAUUGAGUUUUUCUUUUCAUUCAGCUUCAAAAUUGCCUGCUUUUCUUUAACAGAAAGUUCUUUGGUUUUCAUAUUGAUUUUCGACUACAGACUCCAAACACUGAUGUCAAAGCGAGACAGGUUGAUAGGAUGUUCACAGCUCUUUUAUGAGUGCCUAAUUACCCAACAAGAGACACCUGUCAGCCAAUUGUCCCAAUACUUUUGCUCCUUCAAAAUAAAGAGGUUAACUAUCAAUUGUUUAAUUGACCCAAGAGGGUGGAACUGAAUUGACUUUAUUAAAAAUAAAGUCAUGUUUUUUUUGUUUUUUUUUUCCAGGAGAAAUGAUUAUUAUUAGAGUUGAUAGUGAAAAUCCCAGUUUAGACUUCUGUCCCAAUACUUUUGGAAGGCACUGUGUAAUUUGGGCCUUAUCAAGCACUAUAUUCUGCAAUUUUGAAUACUGACUUUGGAUACGGUUUUAAAUUUUGGAAACUUUUUUUUUUUUUUAAAGUUUUGGUUUUGCUAAAUUGCAUUGCCUUUUAUGUUUUCCGCAGUUCUGUGCAUGGGUAACAUUUAGAUUUCAUUUUACUGUUUGGUCGUUAAUGGGAAAUGUUACAUACUGCUACAGUACGUACCGGAUUUAAAAGUAUGUGCUGUAUUACAGUUAACGUGUCAUCUGUUUUUAGUUUUGGCAAGUGAUAUUUUCAGAAUCAUGUAGUUCUGAAUUAAAAUACUACUUCUGUUAAAAAUAUAGUACUGUACCAACAAAACCAAUACGCUACAUCUAAAAACACAAUCCUUUCAGAUAUUGUGACAGGGUGUCUGGGUGGUGACGUCAUGGCAGAAGCAGGAACUUAAAAACACUGACACCAAGUCUGCAGUUUCCAAAUAAUAAAGACGCGGCUCGCCGUUUUUAUUAACAAAAAUAAAUAAAAUAUUCAAACAAAAACACUGUGCUCACAGAGCAAAAUAAAAGGGUAAACAAAAAUAAUCACGAACACAAAAUAUAAACAAAACCCAGGUCAGGCUGAGCAAUUGUCUUCACUGUUCCUAGAUUGUUAUUUUUUUAAGUUUCGUUUCGUUCUCCGUCUCUCUGCUCGCUCUCUCCUCUCUAACACCCACCCCGAGCUGGAGAGCUGCAGGCUUUUAUAUUCAGGUGACCAUCUCCCGAUUAGCAACAAAAUUAAUCACUUAAUUCGGGAGAUGGCCACCUUCUGCACGAGUUUAUUAAUUAUUCCUGGCAGAGGACAAGCACCAAUCUCGCCUCUGCCAGAACACGUUUUAAAAAUAAACAAAGCCGCACGGCAUUUCGCCGUCAUAUUUACAAUAAAUAAAUCAUAAUACAAAACACAUCACACGGUGCCUCGCCAUCAUAAAUAUAAUAAAUACACCAUAAUACAAAACAAUAAAUUGCACAGGGGCGGAGGGGAAGACCCUGUUCUAAAAAUAAAUAAACAAAUGAAUGUACAGGGCUCUCUACCGCCCUGCUACAGAUAUGUAUUUUUUAUAUUGUCUGUUUUGUAAGGAACACAAAAAAGAUAAACGGGUUGGAAUGGGCCAAAAUGAAAUAAUCAGGAUAUGCGUCACGUGUUUAAUCGUCACUGAAGUCAACAUUUUAUAGGGCCGGAUAUGUGAGUGCUGACUGUAUAUCCUAAACAAAAACACAUUGGAAAUGUGAAAAAACGGCAAGUUAUCAAAAGCGCCCAGCCAUUUAAAGUAGAGAUAUCAAAAACACAAGCCAAGUUUCAAGAAACCAUUGGGGCAACCUUGCCCAGCAUAAAGCAAAUAGGCAGAACUGUAAAACCGAGGUUGCCCCAAUUGUUUCAACUAACUUGUAUCAAAAACACAAGCUAAGUUAGAAGAAAGAAUUGGGGCAAUUGUUUCUACUAACUUGGCUUGUGUUUUUUAUAUCUCUAUGCCCCGCUUGAGUAAUGAAGAUUGCCUGGUUGCUAUCGGCAUUGAUUGAAGGAAGCCUGUCUGUGAGAGAAGUUGCCUGGAGGAGAUGUUCUGCUUUAACAAUCAGCAGACUAGUCCAGAGAAACCAGGAAACCGGCUCUGUAAGGGACAGGCCACGUCCUGGAAGGCAGAGGGUCACCACACCGGCCCAGGACCAUUUUGCUGACUGUUGCAUUGUUCAAGUCAACUGGCUGCAGCUACACAAGAAGAGCGGCGGAACAUCCCACAGCAGUCUACCCAGAGGCUGAUCAGGUCUAUACAUCAACGAUGCCAGGAUCAUGUUAAUGCUCAGGGAGGUCAUACCUGAUACUAACUUUGUAAUGUUUUCAUUUUGACAGUGUGUUACGUUUGUUUGUGUUUGCAUUUGCUGUGAUUGUGUUUGAUAUCUAGGUUUAAAAUACCUGAUUAAAUCCAUUAGACCAGA
Molecule: messenger RNA, 8533 nt
Organism: Acipenser ruthenus (sterlet)
Lineage: Eukaryota; Metazoa; Chordata; Actinopteri; Acipenseriformes; Acipenseridae
Product: 1-phosphatidylinositol 4,5-bisphosphate phosphodiesterase gamma-2-like
Exons: 31
Coding region: 298-3792 (1164 amino acids)
Biological process (GO): positive regulation of epithelial cell migration; lipid metabolic process; phosphatidylinositol-mediated signaling
Molecular function (GO): protein binding; phosphatidylinositol-4,5-bisphosphate phospholipase C activity
Source: RefSeq, a predicted model, not a curated record